AUGCUUGCAUUUUCUCUCAUGAUUUUAUUACUGACUAUUAAUACUCUUAAAGGAGAUUUAUAUGGUAUUGAUAGUCUUACUAAUAAAAAAUCAAUUGAAUGUCGAAUUCUAAAUUUUCUUUCUUAUGAAACAUUUGGCUGUUUUUAUAUGAGUUGUGUCCUUCAAGCAUUUUAUCGAUUAACAAGAGUUGUAUAUACUAAAUAUAAAUUUUUACAGGCAUUUUCAUUCAAUUUAAUAUGCGUUGUACUUCAAUGGAUUAUUUAUUUUCUACUAAUACUUCCAUCAUACUUUUGGUCAGAACUAUAUUAUUCUUCAUAUGAAUCAGAUUAUUCAUGUAGUAUUCGAUAUGAAAAAAUUCUUGAACUUUCUUAUACAAUUAUAAAUAUCUUCUUUUUACCUCCUGUUUAUUUGGCCUUAAUCUAUGCUCGUUUGUUGUAUUUUAUUCGUUAUAAAGCUCCUCAAUUGUUACAUGCGCAAAAACGAAGAAGAGCACAUCGUGAUCUUGCUGUUACUCGUCGUAUUUUAUUUACUGUUAUUGUUCUUAUUCUACCAGGAAUACCAAAUCUAGGUUUCACUCUGAUGACAAAUGUUGAUUUUCGUUUUUCAGGCUCAUAUUAUAUGUAUCGAAUUCAAUUUAUGGGUCCAAUAUUAACUGUGUUCACACUUAGUAUAGUGAUUGCAUUUAUUACUCCACAAAUCAAACAAAUACUGUUAAAAUUAAAAUGCUGGAGAAGUCAAGUAGUACCAAUGACAAUACAAAUGCGAAAACUACGACAACCUUCUGUUCUUCAACUAACACGAAAUCAAAUUUAA
Messenger RNA from Rotaria sordida, 813 nucleotides. The record is from the annotation of a GenBank genome assembly. NCBI's taxonomy places the organism in Eukaryota, Metazoa, Rotifera, Eurotatoria, Philodinida, Philodinidae.